AUGGAGGUGGAGGAUCAAUCGGAAGGAGGUACCGAAAGAGAUGCUAGUGAAGAAGCUGAUGUGCAAAUCCAGGAGGAAGAAGGAGAUGAAGAAGGAGGAGAGAUUUCAGUAGGAAACACGCUGGAGACACGCGAAGGAGAAGAAACUGAAGUCCAGAAACUUCAAGCGAAGUUGUAUGCCGCAGAAAGAAAGCUCGUCGAAGAACGGAACCAUCGCAAGGAGGAAUUGGCAGAGAUCACGAAGCUGCACCAAAGCUUGGUGGCUGAGAAAGAGGAACUCCGGCUUAAAAAUUUGACAAAUCAAGCGAAGAUCAAGGAGUUAGAAAAUCAACAUUGGGCGGACAGGAAGGAAGUGGAAGACCUCAAAAAAAUGAUGGACAGAGAUGUCAUCGCGGAGAGGAAGAAAAAUGAUGCUCUACAAGCUGCAAUUGCUGAAGCGGAGAAGUUCUUUGAAAUGGGUCGGAACUGUCUGAAAGAAGAAAAAAAACGACAAUAG
Messenger RNA from Caenorhabditis briggsae, 495 nucleotides. The transcript has a single exon. The record is from RefSeq and is a predicted model, not a curated record. Bases 1 to 495 code for a protein of 164 amino acids. NCBI's taxonomy places the organism in Eukaryota, Metazoa, Nematoda, Chromadorea, Rhabditida, Rhabditidae.